CUAAAAUUGCGCAUGCUUGUCAGGAAUUUUAAAUUGCCUGUAUUACGUGACUGAUCUUAUAUUUUGGAAAUCCGCCACUGAGUAAGAAGAGUUUUGCAGCAUUGAAGAUUUUCGACUAUGAAAUCGUUCAGCUUGUCCGUUGUUUUACUGGCAUUUAUUCCGUUUUUCACUACAGCGUUUCGAAAGGAUUAUCCUUACGAGACAGUUAAACAGCUGGACAUACUUGGCCGGGUGUUAUAUCCUACCAUCACCUUUCCCUGUUCUGAAAUGCCACACGUUUGUGCAAACAUGGAAAACGCCAUUCAGAACGGCGCACCAUCACAACUGUAUUACCUCAAAAAUGCAACCCAAACUGCAAUAAAUAGAAGAGCCUCUGGUUGUCCAAAACUACAAAGAGAACAUGGAAAUUCGACCACAAGUUGUGACGAGUAUCCCUUUGCGUCAACCCAACAAGGUGGAGCCGGUGCUUUUAUAAGGCUUGUUCCAAGAGUUGAAAACAGCAGACAAGGUGGUUAUUUGAGCCAAUUCUACCGACAGAACAUCCCAAAUGGCGGUUAUUUUAAUGUCGACUUUAAUUAAACCAUAAUUUUAAUUCUAAUUGUAUUCGAGAUGGUAUCCCAUCUUAAAUGUUAUUAAUUUGCAUUUUGCAUGCUUGAUUUUUGAAUUUGAACACUGAAUUUUGUAAUUUUGUUUUUUCUUUUUGCUUGCAUGAAUAACGAA
Molecule: messenger RNA, 720 nt
Organism: Dendronephthya gigantea
Lineage: Eukaryota; Metazoa; Cnidaria; Anthozoa; Malacalcyonacea; Nephtheidae
Exons: 4
Coding region: 118-579 (153 amino acids)
Source: RefSeq, a predicted model, not a curated record